CCUCCUCCUCGCCGCCUCGCCCUCGCCCUCCUGCCGGGGUCCAGGGCGCUGGGGUCAGGUCUCGGGAGGCGGCCGUGCUCGCGCCCUUCCGCCGAGGCCCAGCGAUGGACAGGAUGGAGGACCUGGGCCUCGGAUGCCCGCCCGAGCAGGACCUCCUGCCCUGCGUCUGCGACCUCAGGGCCAACCAGAUUUACGUCACAUGCGAGAACAGCGAGUUAGACAAGAUCGUCAAUUCCAUGGAAAUCCUCAUGAAAAUGGUCCAUAAGGUCGAAGAAUUAACCCUAAUGGGCAACCGCAUCCACCUGUUGCCGGGUAGGAUUUUUGGAUCUUUACAGGUCAACAAGCUCUUCCUGAUAAACAACGAGCUGAUGGGCAUCACCCGCAACGCAUUCGCCGGCCUCGAGUCAUCCCUGCAACACAUCUACAUCAAGGACCCGGGACUCUACGACAUCCCUUUUGACACCCUCGACAACCUGGCCAACCUGAGGACGUGCGUGCUGGAGGACACGGACAUCAUCGAGAUCCCGAGGUUGUACUCGCUCUCGAAGCUGGAGUUCUUGAAGAUCGACGGCUCGAGGGUGAGCUCCAUCCCGUCGGCGGCCUUCAGGUUCAUGCCGAACAUGAAGAAGGUGCACAUUUCGAACAGCCUUCUGAAGGAGGUCAAGGGGAAUGCGCUUGAGGGCCUGGUGUACCUGAAGGAGGUCAAUUUCUCCAAUAACAUCAUCGAGUGGAUUCACCCGCGGGCUUUCAGGACGCUCAACGCCGUCGAGCACCUGUCUCUCGCCGGGAACAGCCUGUCCGACGCGGGGAUGGCCGUCCUGGCAGCGAGGGAGAUGAGGGAGCUCAGGAUCCUGGACAUGAGCCGCAACAAAAUCGUCGAGCUCAAGAAGGGGACGUUCGUCGACAUGCCGAACAUCCGGACGAUCAACCUCAGCGAGAACCUGCUCUCGAAGAUCGACCACGGCGCCUUUUUCCGCCUUCCCUCCGUGCGGAAACUCGACAUCAGCGGCAACGCGAUCGGGGAAUUCCACGCCGAUAUCUUCACCGAGUCGUCCAACCUAGAGCACCUCAGCGUCGCGAGCAACAACCUCACAUUCGUCGCCGAAAUGAGGUACAUCGCUCGGUCCCUCCCGAAUCUACGGAGCCUGGACAUCAGUAACAAUCUUCUGAAAGUCGACCAUCCAAGGGCAUUCGAGGGCCACCCCAAGCUGGAGGCUCUGAAGGUCGACCACAACAAGAUUGAGAGGCUGCAGUCGGGGACCUUCAAAGGCCUCCCGAACCUGAGAGAACUGUACUUGAAUCACAACCUGAUCAGCAGUGACUACCGUGGACAGCUGUGGAACCUCCCCAAGCUCCGGGUACUCGACAUGUCUCACAACGAACUCCGAAAGAUCGACGUUUCGUUGCUCGAAGGUUUACCUCGCGUUGGCAGCGUGGAUCUCAGUUUCAACCUCAUCACCGACAUCAGCGCAGAAGCCUUCCUCGGCUCCCCGCAGGUGAAAAAUCUGAACGUGUCUUUCAACAGCAUAGGACUCUUGCCCGAAAGUGUCUUCCAGGUUCUCACAGAUCUGUUUGAACUGGAGAUGAGUUUUAAUGAGCUGACGGUUCUCCACAGCGGUCUCUUCAAGGGGCUGACCAAACUGGAAUACCUCCACGUCACCCACAACCAAAUCACCACCGUCGAACCAGGCACAUUCAGUGACACGGAGAGCCUGCAGUACCUUGACCUCUCCGCCAACUUCAUCCAAGAACUCCCUUCGGAGGCCCUGAGCAAACUCGCCUCCCUCAGAGUGCUGAAGCUCCACCGAAAUGCCAUCAACAAGGUCCAGGACAGCUACCUCUCGGGCCUCAAAGCCAUAGAGCACCUCGACCUCUCCAACAACCACAUCCAGACGUUCAAUCCGGCCGCCUUCACAGACAUGACCCACCUUCGGGACGUGGACCUCAGCGUCAACUACAUCCAGAGCCUCCACCCUGACAUGUUCUCCGCCACGAAGCUCUUAGAGAAGCUCAACAUCAGCCACAACUACAUAUCGAGCAUCGGCCACGAAGCUUUCGUUAACCUGAAGAAGCUCCGUAUCCUCGACCUCACCAACAACUCUCUCACCGAUCUGGGAGACGCUAUGAUCGACUUCCCGGACCUCCAGGCUCUCUUCCUCAGCGAAAACUACAUCAACAGCCUGAAGAACUUGUCCUUCGCCGGCCUGCCCAGCCUCAGCGUCCUGCACUUCAAGAACAACGGCCUGCAGACCUUUGAGACGACGGCCUUCUACGGUCUGAGAUCCCUCGUGUACCUCGACCUUCGAAACAACAAUCUGGUGGAGCUCAAUCCAGAGUCCUUCGUGGGCCUGACGUCGCUCCAGGAGAUGCAGAUCAGCAAGAACCAGAUUUCCGUCGUGAAGGACUUCUCCUUCUCGGAUCUCCCGGCGCUAAGGAGCCUAGAACUGCAGGAUAACGUGAUCACCGAGAUCGGAGGACGCGCUUUCUAUAACCUCCCGACCAUGAAGUUCCUCAACCUCAGUCGCAAUGGCCUUCAGGACGUUCCCGAAGACGCCCUCGGGAGGAUUCCGUCGCUCGAUGUCCUGGACCUGAGCUCGAACUUUAUCCUGGAGAUCAAGGAUUCCUCCUUCUAUCGCUUGGAGUGGCUCACCGUACUCAUGAUGCACGAUAACGACCUCUGCCGGAUGUCGCCCGGGGCCUUCGCCAGGCAGCGUGCCGGAUGUGUAGGAACGAAACGCACUAACCAGCUGAAGAGACUCCACCUCCACGCCCUCGGGAACACCAUCAAGGGCCUGUCGCUCCUGGAUAUGAGCGGCAACCCCUUCCGCUGUGACUGCGAGAUGGUGUGGCUCCGGGAGUACCUGGGAGAACCGCCCGAGCCAGGACGCGCCCAGAGAACCUCGAUCUUGGGUGACUCCCUCAAGGGCGUUCCCGUCUGCGCCUCCCCGACGAGUACAGGGGCGUCCCCAUCACGCAGGUGGGUCCCCGUGACAGCGUUCCUGUGCGGAGGGCGCCGAUCUCCUGACGAAGUGGACGACAUCUGUGUGCCGCGCUUCCUGGACCCCCUGCUCUUCACGGGGGGUAGUCCGGGAAGCCUCGACCCGGGGACCAUCAACACCCUCCUCCACCUCACCAACCUCUCCGACGCCAUCCCCAGGCGGACACGGGGCCCUCCUACCUCGACUACAGCAACCCCAUCCACGUCCCCAGCGCCCCGGGCCUCGUGGCUCUCUCCUCCGUCAUCGAGGAGACGACGUCCCCCUCGCCGUGCGCAGCAACCAGAGCGAACAGCUGUUGGCCUCAUCCAACAUCCACACAGUGACGGGUGA
Molecule: messenger RNA, 3329 nt
Organism: Penaeus vannamei (Pacific white shrimp)
Lineage: Eukaryota; Metazoa; Arthropoda; Malacostraca; Decapoda; Penaeidae
Source: RefSeq, a predicted model, not a curated record